This is a messenger RNA of Lindgomyces ingoldianus, 795 nucleotides long. RefSeq lists its product as uncharacterized. NCBI's taxonomy places the organism in Eukaryota, Fungi, Ascomycota, Dothideomycetes, Pleosporales, Lindgomycetaceae. The record is from RefSeq and is a predicted model, not a curated record. The coding region runs from base 1 to 795 and encodes 264 amino acids. The transcript has 5 exons.
AUGCCUGAGCCUGUCAUUGUUUCCAGGCAGGUCGGAGGUGAGAGAUAUACUCCACUAAGAGACGUGAAGAACUUCAAAUCCGUGCAAUCAUGGCAAGGCAGAUUCCGUCUCUUUCAAUAUGAGCGAUCCUUGCCUUUGCCUUUGAGCAGUGGUUUGUCCCUCCAGGGACAACGCUACGGCCUAGUCACAUAUUUGAUAUUAAAUCUAAUCGCUGAAGCGCCUAGAGAUGUGAAUGCUCCAAGCCCGUUCAGGGAAAGCCGACGUCGGGAGCCUCACCUUGAGGGGUUUGUGAUCGUGGCUGAAGGUGGACGGGGAUAUUGCGGGCAUGGAUCAUCUUUGUUGGAAAAGGUCCGCGAGAAACAGGAACAGGGCCAUUUAGCCAAUAGAAGUGCUUGGCCACGCGAACGACCCAUGAUGAGGUCCUUCCCGGCGGGAUCCUUUCCCGGGUUUGGGGGCCAUACUGAGAGUUCUUCAUCCUACCAGCAAGCGGGGAUCAAAAACGGUUCACGGCAGAUGGAAGUAGGAUUCCAAUUGUCGCACAGAGGAGUCACCUGGGUUCCACUGCGAUACCGAAGGAUCGAUGUGCCAAAGGGAUCCACCCGCGAAUACUUGGCAAGGGCACUGGUAAAUCUCCCAGAACGGUCUGAGUUCCGACAGUCGUUUUUGAUGUGGUGCAAAGGCAUAAAAAUAUAUCGUGGUCCAGAAUGCGUCAAUGUGGCGCGAAAUGAAAAGCAAAAAGUACGUGGUUACGACGCAGACAAGAUUCGAACUUGCGAGGCCGAAGCCAUUAGAUGA